This is a messenger RNA of Clarias gariepinus (North African catfish), 5822 nucleotides long. RefSeq names its product chromosome 1 C4orf54 homolog (gene c1h4orf54). The transcript has 2 exons. The record is from RefSeq and is a predicted model, not a curated record. Bases 979 to 5223 code for a protein of 1414 amino acids. Lineage: Eukaryota; Metazoa; Chordata; Actinopteri; Siluriformes; Clariidae.
AAGCAAGUUCCAAAAUACACCUGCAUGCUUCAGUAUAUUUCCGAAUCUUCUUUUUGUUCUCGUCUUAGGAGCUGUCCACGCCUGUGGUGCUGAAAUUCCUCUACAAAAACUCUUUUUUGGGGAAGGGAGGGGGGCUUGAAACCAUUGUGUGUCUUUGUGUGGGGUUAAAGUUUGUUUUAAAGGAUUUUAACAUAACUUCAUUCAGCAUUAAGCUUCAUCACAUCAGACAGCCAGGCCAGUUUGGUGUGCCGAGACGUUUACCUAAUAUUGGCCUAUACAUAGCCUAUAUAAAUCCUCUGCGCGUUUGCCUGAAUAAAACCAUUCUCGUGUUGCUAUGCUGUAGUACCUCGUUUAGCCUGUCACUAUUUUUUCCCCCGUAUCACGUUAUUUUGCAGGGGCGUUUAAUUUUGGUAUAUAUUUAUUAAAGCAGUCUGAUCCUCGACUAUUGUAGCUAGUUCAGGUUUCUAAUUUUUGUUGAGUCCAAAACAGUGUUAUGUCGGAGAUUCGGCCUUGUCUACGGGAUGUAACAAAACACGCCGAACACAACAUCCUAGUUUAAAAUAGCCGUUUUCACAUUUCGUCACCGUCUCUAUAUUUGUAGAUAUGCGUAUUAAAGGCAGGUGGCAGCGCAGCAGAAUACGUAAUGGAAGUGAAGCGCCAGUACAGCUUACAUAAAGGUAUUAAGUUAGUGUAUGACAUUAUAUAUAGCAAAAUGUAAAAAAUUAUUUGUCGGUAUAGUUUAGAAGCCCCACUGCUGCGCUCUGGAAUGUCUGUUCUGCUCGUGUCACCAUCUGAAAUGAGAGGCUGGAGCGCCACACUGACAACUGUGGGGAAGAAAAUCUAUGCAGAGUGACAACUCCACCAGGACUGUACAACAGGGGCGAGCAGUAGGGCUUCCUGGGGAAUAGUGUCUCUAAUAUUUACCCAUAUAAAAACAAAACAUACCAUUUAAUUAACGGAAUCAUUUAACACAAAGCAAUGGCAGCAUCCGAGAAAACAUUGAUUUACGGCGGGGACACACACUGCGCGCUGGCCAGCAAAGUUUUACGCGCCGUGGGGGCUCCAAUGGACUCGAAUUAUGUGGAUCUAAACAAAUUGUUAGACCUGAAACUACUCGGCGGGACGAAAGUAAGUUUCACGGGCCAGAAGGAUCCUCUCCAGUGCGUCCGGCUUCCCUCGGAACAUCUGACCAGUCUCACGCGUAAAUGUGUUAAUCUGGAAUGCUGGGAAAAUGGCAGAACGGGGGAAGCAACUGAAACAAAAACAGUUGUUUCUUCUCAAGGACCACAGAUCAGUCGUGGAAACUUCGUGGGCUGUCCCGAGGUGCUCGAAGCGGAGAGAACAUCGGAAAAUUUAGGAAAAGUGACCAAAGUACUCAACGACGGUGAUUUACAGCGCUCGGAUUUGUAUCUCAGCGAAUCGGACGACGAAGUGAGCUUGGUGAUCCCGGAUUACUGCGUACAUGGAUUCGCCGAUGAUGAGCCUCACUACAUCACCACGCACGAAAUCCAGCUUUCCGAGCUCGACCACGACGUGGACUGCGAUUUGGAAACAUCUACUUGGGAUGUCGAUGACGACCACCAGGUUUAUUCGUUUGUGGACUACGCAUCUGUCGACAGCGAAGAACCUACAGGAGUACAGGUGGAAAGCAACGUGGAAGAGGCUAAGAGCACCACAGUGACAUGUAGUCAGGCAGAAAAUGAUCCGAGCGACAGGACCAGGAGCGCCACCUUAGGCGAGAAAGCGCCCGAGUGCCAAGGCAAAAGCACCGGCCACAUUCACCUGUCAAUCAAAGCCACUUCCAGAGCUAUAAACAAGCCUAGCAACGUCCAAGAAAAGGAUGGAAGCCAUCAUCAUCAUCACCAUCGUGCCGUUCCCACUGCAGAGACGAGCAGUUGUGUUUUUAAGGACGCAAAGGGGGGAAAGUGUUUAAUUGCUCUGCCUGGGCGUUUGCACUUUGGCAGAAAAUUCAAAAGCAAAGAUGUCACAGGGUACUCCAGCGGUACAUCCAGCGCUGUUAGUGAGUUGGAUGAUGCUGACAAGGAAGUGCGCAAUCUCACCGCCAGAGCUUUCAAAAGUCUGGCCUACCCGUACCUCGAUGCCAUCAAUUUCAGCACUUCCAGCGAAUCCUCGGCUUCGGAGCGCAGCAAAGGGCUCAACAGUUGGUCAGCACUUGUGGAUUUAAAGUAUGGUAACGUGAACGUGUCCAAAGGAGGCGGUCACAAUACCGUGUCCCAUCAAAACACCGCGUCUAAUUUUCAGAUGGCAAAAAGGAGGGAGAGUAAAGGGAUAACUGGAUUAACGCUGGCCAGUAGAAGGGCGCCCCCAGUCGAGAUAUUUGCCCUCAAUGGCAACCUGGUGAACCCCCAAAACGCAUCAACCAAAAAAAUCGAGCUCAUGGGCAAAAUUGGACAGGGUCAGAGCGGGGUGAUAAGGCUGACUGAAACGCUGAAUUUCCGCUGCAACGUUAAAGCGGGUCCGCCUGCAAACGAAAGGCGCGUGAAAUCCGCCCGAACCGCGGGAGGAUCACGUUCCGCAGAUGAGGUUACAAACCCUCGGCAAAAAGCGCACAGCAAGCCACCGUGUAAUUCAGAAGAAGCCAUGGAGGACGUGCACAAGAAAUCCAUAUUUGCUUCGAGCAUACUGAAAAAUGUCAUUUCGAAGAAAAUGCAGUUCGAGCAGGAGCGCAAGAUGGAGCGGGGAGAGAUUUGCGAGCCGGGCGGCCACGAGCACGAAGCGCACCGAGACCAAGCUGCGCACACAGGACUCCACAGACAGAGCUCGAAACACUCCGAGACCGGCUCCGACUUCAGCAUUGUAUGCCUGGAUGAACUCGGGGACUUCGUGGAGAGCGGCUCCUGCGAAUGCGAGCGCCAUGAAGAAACUCUCCUUCAGGGAUCGGAAACGAAUUUGGAGUCACAAAAUUGCGCGGCAUUCGACGCUAAAAAAGGAGCUGCGGAGGCGUCCAGAAGCGCGCUGAUUCGGAGCCAAAAUAGCGCAUUCAGGAGCUGGAGGGAAGAAGAGCUAGAGGUUCAAGCAGAGAGCAAAAACGAGCAAGCGUCCGAAAUGGACUCGACAAACGGCAAGCUUACAAAGAUGUCGCACUUAUUUCUGCCAAGCAUCCAAGUCGUGUCCGGUGAGAGAGAGCGCGAGAAGCCUGAGCCGCGCGCGCAGAGGGACCGAGAGGACGCCGCGCAAAAACCCGCGAAGUCACCGGAGAUUAAAAUAAGCUUACGGAGAGUAAGAGACAAGAAGAGCGAGCCGUUCAGCAUCUCCAAGCUUCUGACCCCCGGGACAGGCUGCAGUAUAAAACCAAGCGAUGAGCCGAAAUACCAAGCGCUCAGUGCAGCACUGAAGGGGGACUCGUCAGACAGAAUCCCGCACUUCACUGUUCGAGACGUUCGAGACAAGGCAAAGUUACAAGCGCCAAUACACCAGGUCAGAGACGUGCGCAAACUGGUUAAGAGCUCGUAUCAUUUUGUGUCCCUGGACAAUAACAGCACGGACAUGGACAAGACGUCCAAACAGAAGACAUAUCGCAACCCGACAAGCCUUCACCCUAUCGUCAUUAAGUGUCAUUCAGUGAACACGAAUAGCAGUGUAAAGCAAUCUGAAAAAAUCUCAGAUUCCUCGCAUAACGAGGAUAUCCAAAAGGCUGAUGAUUUACAUCCUCAGGAGCUUCCUAUAGAUGGCAGUGAUACAGGGUCAGCACAAACGAGCCAAACAUCUGACCCAGCGCACUUAGCCAACAUGAAGCAGGAGGGAACCCCUGAAUUAAAAACUGAGACAAAAACCACCACAAAGUGGCAAGAUAAAAUUUCUGACCCUGGUGAAAAAAAAUCUGAUUCCAAGAUGGCUGCUCUGGAGAAACUUCAGGCUGCUGUUAAGACCAUGGAACAACUUUAUGUGUUUGAUAAAAAUGAGUGGAAGAGGAAAUCUGAGCCACAGCCCUUAACUGACAGCCAUGUGCUUUCACUUCUGAGUACUGAGCAUCAUGGAGAUAAUGAGCAAGACCAGGGAAACACAGGUUCUUCAUCUGUCAAUAUGAGGCGAGACUCAUUCUCAAACCCAGAUAAGAUGAUAACUGCUGAAGAGAAGGAAACAUUUAAAAUCUCACACACUCCUAUCAUCCAUGACAAACGAAAAGACGCAAAAACUGCAAUGCAGCCUGGUGGAGCUUCUAAUAAUCCAAGUUCAAGCGUAAGCCAUAAUCAGAAAUCUAUCACAACGAGUUCAGUAAAGACCCCACAGACGCAUAUCUCAGCCUCAGCAUCUGUUAGUUCUAUAGCUGUAAAGAAUCCUAAAUCUCAAAAGCUACCGAUAUCUUUAAAUAUUAGUCCAUCAAAGCCGGUCACAGAGAAGAGAGAAAAGCUAAGUAGCAAUGCAGGCAAAUCCAAUAAAUCUGGAUUUACCCCAGUUCAGUUCACAUCUUCAGUUGAUUCAGAGAAUUACAUAACCAUACCUGUGAAACCUUAUGCCACUGAUGCCCAACGAUCACACAUGGCCCAAAAUCUUGAAGACAGACAUCAGCCCUUAAAACGCUCAAGUACUGUUAUUGAGACACGUUCCCCAGAUACCCCUACUGCUACGAUCUACCAUCACCCUUUACCUGUUACCAUGCAUGCAGCACAGCCACAGGUCAUUUGUUUCUCUCCCACAGUGCAGCCAUCUCCAGUCCCCACUGACCACUUUCAGUCCACACAGAGAAAAAUGCUCCUGGAUCCCACUACUGGAAAUUAUUAUUUGGUUGACACGCCCAUCCAACCGGCCACAAGACGACUUUAUGACCCAGAAACAGGACAGUAUGUUGAUGUCCCCAUGCCACAACACCCUCCCAUGACCCCUGUACCUGUACCUAUCUCUCCUCUGGCUCUUAGUCCUGGAGGUUAUGGUCCUACCUACAUGUUCUAUCCAGGCUAUGUGGCCUCCACUGUGAUUCCUGCCAGGACCAUUCAUUCUCAGAUUUCUAUGCAGUCAGAGAUGGAAGCAGGAGAAAAAUCCCAUGCAGGGCAGCAGGCAGAUGGAGCCUACAUGGAAAGUCCUUAUUAUAUGCAUUCUGGGAAACAUCUGCAGUUAAAUCCAGAAGCGCAACAUGUUACCACAGGCAGGGUGGCCAACAGCAAGGUGCCUGUCAUCAGCAUCACCUCCCAGCAAGGGCCCAGGAUCAUCGCACCUCCCUCCUUUGAUGGUACCACCAUGAGUUUUGUGGUGGAGCAUAGAUAACUGUUUGGCUGCUUACUAUGUGCUGCCUAUAAUCUGCCCAGUCAGCACUUCCAGGAUGAGAUUUCUUCAUUUGUCACAUGUAAAGUUUAUCCCUGGUAUCCUUCAACAGGAAGAUCGGUACAUUAUCUUUCAUCAUUUGCUUUGUCAUGUAAUGUAAUUCUUUAUUAUUUUACUACAGUUUGCAGUGCAACUAUGCAAUGUCUUUUUCUUUGUAUAGCUCUUUUGCACCAUUGAGAAAUUGGUUGAAAAUGAUUUUGAAAGUCAGAGUUAGGGUUUAAUGCUAUAGCAUUUCAGGUUAAAACAACAAAUCACUGGGUCACCUUUUAUAUGGUCAAGUGAUCACCAAUCCUAAAGCAAGAUCUCUCUUUUAACUGGUCAACUUUAUAGAAACUCUUGAAAAUCUUGAACAUAUUACAGUACCAAAAGUCACUUAAACAAAAUAUAAACAAUCCCAAAUGAUUGCUGCUGGCAAAUAAUGGGAUGAAUCGAGUUUUGAGAUCAUUUUUUUAUAUAUGGAAUACAGGUCAAGAUCAAAGUUUAUUAAAAAAUCCUUCUUUGUCCCACUUUUGUCCCCCAAAAAGGUAUAGUUAAGAGCAACA